Homarus americanus (American lobster) is the source of this 489-nucleotide messenger RNA. RefSeq lists its product as uncharacterized. The record is from RefSeq and is a predicted model, not a curated record. The coding region runs from base 1 to 489 and encodes 162 amino acids. NCBI's taxonomy places the organism in Eukaryota, Metazoa, Arthropoda, Malacostraca, Decapoda, Nephropidae. The transcript has a single exon.
AUGCCAGGACCCCCUCACCUGCCAGGACCCCCUCACCUAGAUGUUCACACGCAGCUGCCAGGGAUGUUCACCGCAGCUCACCCAGAUGUUCACAUGCAAGUGCAGCUGCCAGGACCCCACCCAGAUGCUCACACAGUGCAGCUGCAGACACCUAGAUGUCCACAAGUGCAGCUGCCAGGACCCUCACCAGAUGAUGCUCACCCAGACACGCGCAGCCGCCAGACCCCACUGAUUCACUGCAGCUGCCAGGACCCCAUGACACCACAGUGCAGCUGCCAGGACCCUCACCUGACAGACCACACAGUGCAGCUGCCAGACCCUCACCUAGAUGUUCACACAAGUGUAGCUGCCAGGACCCCUCACCCAGAUGUGCCACGCCAAGUGCAGCUGCCAGGACCCCCUCACCUAGAUGCUCACACAAGUGCAGCUGCCAGGACCCCCUCACCUAGAUGUUCACACAAGUGCAGCUGCCAGGACCCCCUCACCUAG